AUGAAAACAGCAUUAUACGCCGGCUUUGCGAAGAAAGAACGAUGCGAAGAAGUUCAUCAGAGGAUCUUGGCUUGCAGAGACGAGGUGUUCAAGAAGAUCUAUACAGACGCCCUAUCAGAUUCCUCACGCGAUGAAAAAUUUAUCGAGGGGUUGAGCAGCCUUGUUCUGUCCAUGUUGAGCAGGCAAUGUAUCCAGCACUUAAUUCAUUGUCUCUACUCAUUCUCCGCGCAUACUGAAUCGAUCGGAUCUCACGAAGACGGCACGCAGCCCGGUGACCCGGCUCCCAGUCAGCAUCCCGAAGCCCAAGAGGACGGAGCCAAUUUUGCAGGGGGAGCUGUCUCGGACUGCUUGUUCAGCACUGCUUUGACCUGGACGGAAGCAGGAGAAACGGAGGCUGUCGACAUCCCCGUUCCCGAGGUACUAACCUCCAAGGAACGCACGGAAGCUGCCAUAGCACAGCUCCGUCACCACUAUUGCUUAAUCGAUCUGACUGGGUCUUCUGACUUUGGGAGACACUUUAUAAUCAAUCCGGAAUACUCUGCAUAUCUGAGCAAAGAAGCACGUGAAGCCUCAACCUACUGGCGGGAAACAGCACUGGCAGUCCUCUGUAGAGCGUUUCCACGAUGGCCUCAUAUAUCAGCAAGAGCAUCACAUUGCAAGAUUCUCCUACCCAUUCUGUGUCACAUCUUGUUUUAUCUUCCAAGAAACCUCAACCAUAAACUGCGAUCACAUCUUACCGAAGUCUGCAUUUCAGCCUCAUAUUUUGGAUCCUUGACCUGGAAAUCGGUCAUGUUGAGAUACGCUGCCCACCUCAAUCCCGGAGACCCUUCACGCACAAUGAAGAUCCGCUUACGGACUCGCAUGCUCAAUAAGCUAUCUCUCAAAGAGGAUAUCUCCACUGACAAUGCCUCACUGAGACACUCCAAUCAACACUUGAAUGCUGUUUUUGGAGAGGAGAUUAUCUUCGAGAUGCAAGGGCUACUUGAGCAAAGAGUACCUAUCAAGACCUUGGAGGAUUACUUCAAAAGCUUUGUCCCUCUAGAACAUUCAGAGCAAGAGGAGCAGAUACUGCUUCAGGGGCAGGAAAUCCUCGCAAGAGCUACUCGAUUCGAAGGCUUGUUCGACCAAGCCAAUACCCGAUAUAUCCAGAUCAUGUCAACUUAUUCUCGGAAUAUCAUACCACAGCGCUUUGUGGCUUCUUACAUUGAGAUUCUCUGUGAAUAA
Molecule: messenger RNA, 1224 nt
Organism: Cryphonectria parasitica EP155
Lineage: Eukaryota; Fungi; Ascomycota; Sordariomycetes; Diaporthales; Cryphonectriaceae
Exons: 4
Coding region: 1-1224 (407 amino acids)
Source: RefSeq, a predicted model, not a curated record